Messenger RNA from Eutrema salsugineum, 682 nucleotides. Its product is annotated as DNA-directed RNA polymerase subunit 5-like protein 1. Lineage: Eukaryota; Viridiplantae; Streptophyta; Magnoliopsida; Brassicales; Brassicaceae. Gene Ontology annotation, molecular function: DNA-directed RNA polymerase activity; DNA binding. The record is from RefSeq and is a predicted model, not a curated record. Gene Ontology annotation, cellular component: RNA polymerase II, core complex; RNA polymerase III complex; RNA polymerase I complex. The transcript is spliced from 2 exons. Gene Ontology annotation, biological process: DNA-templated transcription. Bases 50 to 682 code for a protein of 210 amino acids.
GCCAAAAAAAAAGAAAAAGAAAAGACAAAAAAAAAAGACUUUGAAGAGAAUGUCCGAAGGGGAUGAUGAAAUCACGAGGCUAUUCAAAGUGCGUCGCACGAUGUUGCAGAUGCUGAGGGAUCGAGGUUACAACAUAGAAGAACCUGAUUUGAACUUGAAUAGAGAAGAGUUUGUUCAAAAGUUUUGUAAAGCUGUGAACAAAGUGAACAAGGAAGCUCUCUUCGUCUCAGCCAAUAAGGGGCCAAAUCCAGACGACAAGAUUUACGUAUUCUACCCGGAAGGGCCUAAGGUGGGAGUCCCAGUGAUUAGAAAGGAAGUGGUGAUAAAGAUGAGAGACGAUAAAGUUCCUAGAGGGAUCAUAGUUGUUCCAUUGCCCAUAACUGGUGCUGCCAAAAGCGCCCUGUUAGAGGUCAACAAGGUUCUAACAAUUGAAGUCUUUGAGGAAGCCGAACUGGUGACCAACAUCACUGAGCAUAAACUAAUCAACAAGUACUAUGUACUUGACAAUCAAGCCAAGAAGGAAUUACUCAAAAAGUACACAGUGCAAGAUACACAGUUGCCUCGCAUCCUCGUCUCUGAUCCUGUUGCUAGAUACUAUGGACUCAAACGUGGACAAGUUGUCAAGAUCAGAAGAAGCGAUGUUACUUCUUUGGACUAUUACACCUACCGUUAUGCCGUUUAA